AGGGUACCAUUCGAGUCGGGCAGUUGUUAAAAUUCCGAGGUCAGAGCAGCACCAGCAGCAGAAUUAUUUGCACAUUAUAUUAUUGCAAAAAUUAUAAAUAGUCAUGCAAAUUUUUGCCAUUUUUCUCGUCGUGGUGGUGGUGGCGUCAAAUUGUAACGCGGCCGGCGUUCUGGACAACUUUCUCCCCGCGAUGUUGUACCCGGUCCAGGGAGGAACAAAGAACCCGAACGCCUGCGCGUUUAACGGACCCCAAGACACGCCCACCCUGAGGGGGCAGAAUUUCCUGGAAAAUUUCGGAACUCGGAGUUGCCUCACGUUCAGAAGAAGCCAACCCAAGCUUCCAGUUAAUAUGGGGGUCUGUUCUUGGAACUCGUUACCCACGUCCAACCAACUGUUCAACUUUAACAAUGGGAAUGGUGGCUCAAUCGUGAAGACCGUUGUUUCCGGCGUGUUUGGGGCGGACACGUGUCUCUCAGCGACCCAGUUUGGGGGUCAGUUGCAAGCCGAGCGGUGUUCCGUGACGGGGAAGGAUUUCAGUCAGACGUGGCGAUUCACCCGUGUCCGGCAGAACGUGUAUCAGAUGACGCACGUGGGGCAAAGCAAGUGUUUGCGGGUGGACAGCACGCGGGUGGGUGCGGUACCGAGUCUCGUGCGGUGCAAUACCUUCGAUAACUUCCAGUUGUGGAGGAUUUGCACUUCAAAAUAAAAAAAUUGCGUGUAAUAUUUUGGCGAAAAUAAAAACCUUGGUUGGAUGGAUUACCAUUUCAAAUA
Molecule: messenger RNA, 771 nt
Organism: Folsomia candida
Lineage: Eukaryota; Metazoa; Arthropoda; Collembola; Entomobryomorpha; Isotomidae
Exons: 2
Coding region: 104-706 (200 amino acids)
Source: RefSeq, a predicted model, not a curated record